AUGGCAGAACCCGUGGCUAAAUAUGAUCCAGACCCCGCCCACCUCUGCCUAGGUCCCUCGCCCUCUCGCACCCGCGCCCACCGCCGCCGCACCACCCGAGCCAAGCGCACCAGCCCCUUCUCCCUCGCCAGCCUUGGUCUCGUCGCGCUGAUCCUCGUCAGCCUCCUGGCUCCAGCCGUCGUCUCUCGGCACAUCGACACCGCCGCGCCCGCAGCCUCUGGCCCGCUCAAUCUCCGCAGCAGCAGCAACAGCCAUCACCACAAACACCAAGAUGAUCGACAGAUAGAUGCACGCUCCACGGACGGACCCGCGGGUCUCUCCUCGCAUUUGAACGAACUCUUGAGCGAUUCCUUCGCCGCAUCCCAAGACGGCCACUUUGACCUCGCCUCGAUCGAGCGGCUCCUCGAGGGCCUCAGCGAUGCCCGCGCACAGGCGGGCCACACGCCGACGGUGCCGACACCCUCUGGACACGGCCAGGCGUCGCUCACCAAGCGCGCCGAGGCCGCCAGCGACACGUGCCACUGCGGCGAGUCGGAGCUCUCGGCCGGCCAGAAGGCCGCCUACGGCAUCCUCGUCCCCAUCCUCGUCGUUCUCUCGGGCCUCUUUGCCGGCCUCACGCUCGGCUACAUGUCGCUCGACGAGACGCAGCUGCAGGUGCUCUCGCUCCAGGGCACCCCCGAGCAGAAGCGCUACGCUGAAAAGAUCAUGCCCAUCCGCAAGGACGGCCACCUGCUCCUCACGACGCUCCUCAUCGCCAACAUGAUCACCAACGAGACGCUGCCCAUCAUCGCCGACCCGCUCCUCGGCGGCGGCGUGCAGGCCGUCAUUGUCAGCAUCGUGCUCGUCGUCAUCUUUGCCGAGCUCAUCCCGCAGUCGGUCUGCUCGCGCUACGGCCUCGCCAUCGGCGCAAAGAUGGCUGUUGUCACCCGCUUCGUCCUCAUCCUCCUCUGGCCCAUCGCCUACCCCGUCUCGCGCGUGCUCCACUGGACCCUGGGCCCGCACCACGGCAUCGUCUACCGCAGGGCCGAGCUCAAGGAGCUCGUCAACAUGCAUGCCGCCACCGGCGGGCGCGGCGACCUCAACACCGACACGGUCACCAUCGUCGGCGGCGCCCUCGACCUGCAGGAAAAGGUCGUCAAGCAGGCCAUGACGCCCAUCGACAAGGUGUUCAUGAUCCCGCUCGAAGCCAAGCUCGACUACCACAUGCUGCAGGAGAUUGUCGGCUCCGGCCACUCGCGCAUCCCCGUCUACCACGAGAUCGAGAUCCCCGUCGGCAGGAUGCGCAGCGGCACCGCCACGCCCUCAAAGGGCGGCGGUGGCGGCUUCCUCAGCACCCUCAGCCGCAAGACGAGCUCCGGCACCGCCAUCAACCCCAACGCCAGCGGCAACGACGACCUCAAGUCGUCGGUCGACACUGGCGACGCCACCAUCGCCAGCGGCAACGGCGGCGACACGAUCAUGACGACCAUCAAGAAGAAGAAGAUCAUCGGCACGCUGCUGGUCAAGCAGUGCGUGCUGCUCGAUCCCGAGGACAGCGUGCCCGUCAAGGACAUGGUCAUCAACGCCGUCCCGACGGUGCCUGCCGACGAGCCCCUGCUCAACCUGCUCAACGUCUUCCAAGAGGGUCGCUCCCACCUCGCCAUCGUCUCGUCUCGCACGCGUCGCGGAUCGCCCGGCUCGUUCCUCAGCCUCGGCAACAACGACGCCGGCGCUCCGGCCAAGGCCGGCGUCACUCGCACCGCCACCGCCGCGCGCAUCGACGACCUCGGCCCCAUUGACGAGGAGAAGCAGCUCAGCCGCUCCGAGAUCAAGGGCAGCCGCUGGUCGCGCCACCUCCGCCGCGCGCUCCACCGCGACGAGGAGCACGUCGCACCCGAGCUGGCCGAUGGCUCGAUCGACGUCACCCACGUCGCCUCCGAGAUGGCGCAGCGCGACGUGCCCAUCGGCAUCAUCACGCUCGAGGACGUGCUCGAGGAGCUCAUCGGCGAGGAGAUCCUCGACGAGUACGACUCCGAGGUCGAGCAGAAUUUCGCCAAGAUCAGCCCGCCCCCCAGCCCGGACCAGAAGCCCGCUCAGCCUUCCGAGGCGACGGUGCACAAGGUCAAGGAGGACGACUUUGUGCUGCCCUCGCCGUCGGUGCGGAGCCCGGCGCCCAAGGCGUCUGGCGGCGUGCUCCAGCGCCUCAAGCUGAGCCGCAACAACAGCGUCAAGGAGGCGCCCGCCCCGACCCCGACCUUCUUUGACGACGUGCCCAAGGAGUCGCCCGUCGAGGAGGUGCCUGUCGCUGCUGGCUUGCCCUCGGACGCUACGACAGCCGCCCAGGACGCCAAGGCCGACAGCGCCGACGCUGCCGGGGCUGUGUCCGCUGCCGACCCCGUUCAAAAGGUGCGCAUCGGCGAGCAGACGGUGAUCAACGACGACAGGCCUUCGGCGCGCUCGUCGAUGACGUCGACACUCGGCCGCAAGGAGGUCGAGGGCGGCAACGGAGGCGGCGCGGGUCGGAUGGCCAAGCCCGUCAUUAUCCGCCACCAGCCCCCCGGCGGAACGCCGUCGACGGCCAUUGUCAGCGAGGCGCUGCUGCGUGGUCGCGGCUCUGGCGUGGAUGGCCAGGAGCGCAGCCGGAGCGCGACGCCUUCGGGCCAGUCGAGGGCCAAGAUCUUCAAGAGCUCGCCCAUUGUCGCGCCCGGUGCUGCUGCCAGCGGCCCGCCGCGGAGGCAGAGAGGCAUGAGCCGCGACGCCAGCUCGGGCCGUCGAGGCACGCUGCUGGCGCAGGAGUCGACGUCGGCCUCGGCCCCCUCGACGCCCGUUGUCGACUCGAGGCCGGACGAGGACGAGGCCGACGACGAGGGUGAUGAGAAGAAGGCCGGCGAGUGA
Molecule: messenger RNA, 2874 nt
Organism: Pseudozyma flocculosa PF-1
Lineage: Eukaryota; Fungi; Basidiomycota; Ustilaginomycetes; Ustilaginales; Ustilaginaceae
Exons: 1
Coding region: 1-2874 (957 amino acids)
Biological process (GO): magnesium ion homeostasis
Cellular component (GO): intracellular membrane-bounded organelle
Source: RefSeq, a predicted model, not a curated record